Molecule: messenger RNA, 1140 nt
Organism: Chaetomium fimeti
Lineage: Eukaryota; Fungi; Ascomycota; Sordariomycetes; Sordariales; Chaetomiaceae
Exons: 4
Coding region: 1-1140 (379 amino acids)
Source: RefSeq, a predicted model, not a curated record
AUGUCGACCACAGCCAUCAGUCCUACGGCUGCCGCCCUCAAGGCGCGUACUUUGCAGGAGUUCGUCAGCCACACCAAGCACCUCACAGGGGGCGCGUUUGGGUUCCCCCGUCGUCACGUCGCCGACAUCGAGUACCUUUCUCCGCAGCAGACAUGGUGGACGGCGCACAGGGCAGCACAACGCUACGUGAUCGCCGGCUUCCCCUCGACAGAACGCACGACUGUGGGGCUCCGGAACCUGUCCACCAUCAAUACCGUCAUCUCGUUUGUGGCCAUCGUCCGCCUCGGGUUCUCCGUCGGCGUCUUUGGAAUGCUCUUCGCUUUGAUGAAACCCGGCGGGUCAACCUGCUGGGCCAACGAGAGGCUGCGGCUCGACGCUGACGUUUAUCGGGACGUGCUCGUUGCAACGCGGCCUCAGUUGGCCCGGUGCCACCCAGGCGAUCUCAUACGAUGCAUGGCAACCCCGGAAGGCCUCGCUGUCCUCAAGCAAUGCAUCAUGGAAGGCGUCCAUCUCAGCGACGAAUACAGCAUGUCGGAGCUGGCAUUUGCGCUGAGCUCGGGCGUGCGCCAGCACGGAGACUCAGAAUGGGGGUACAUGGCGGCCGAUGUGGAGACGGCGCCGCAUCCGCAGCUCUACGAGCUCGUUGUCCUGCCCAGCCACCCCACGCAGGACAAGGGGCGGGCCAACUCGCCGGACGGAUCGUUCUACACCGGGAACGUGUUCGUCAAACACCCCACCAAAGAGCGCUACAAGUGCAUUGGCCGCAUGUCGGACGAUGUUUUGAUCGUGCCGCAGAACGACAGAGUCGGCCUGUACUCUCUCACGUACGAACACAGGGUGCUGGCGGGCAGCCGCGACGUGCUUCAGGAGGCGGUGCUCUUUGGCAACGAGCGUACGAGGGCGGGCGUGCUGCUGUUUACCCAGCCCGGGUGUGCCGUCUCGUCUGAAGAAGUCGUUGAGCGCGUGUGGGCGACAGUACAGCGCGAUAUCAACCAGGUUCUGCCCGUCGGGUUGGACACGGACAUGCUGGUCGUUGUGCGGGAUGCCGUCGUGCCUUGGACCGCCAAGGGCAACUUUGUCCGUCAAGAGGCGUAUCGCAAGUACGAACGGGAGAUUAACCAAGCGUAUGGUGUGGACUGA